AUGUCGGCGCUGAUGCUCUUUCCUGGCGCUUCUCCUCGAAUUGGUGUCAAAGCCUUCCCAUUGGAUCCUCCGCAAAUCCACGCCUUCCAUCCCUCCCCUGCGAUGACCGAUCCAAGUCUGUUCAAUGGCAACAACCGCAUCCCUCAGUACACAUUUGUCUUCCCCAGCGAAUACGGGGCCAUUUUGACCGAUUCUUUGUCGCCUUAUAAUCCUGAUGGGCACGGUAUGCGCUCCGCCCAUAUGUCACGACUUGAUGAUUCGACUGCCAAAUCAAGUGACAAUUUGCAGAGUAUGCACGCCGAACUCAUCGAAAAUACACUUGCGGAGUUUCCCGAGGCGAUUGCGGUAUUGAGCCUGCGAACUCUAAAUGCUCGGAGUGCAGAGCAUUUCCCAGAGGCUUUACAACGCUGGUGCCAAACCAAAAAUUUGACACUCCGUCGCCACUUUUCCCGCCAGAAAAUCCUGAAAGAAGAUGCUACGACCAACAUCCCUCUUUGCCGUCUGGUCAUCCAAGGGCCCGGUAUUGAAGGGGAAUUGCAAACAUAUGGAAAUGGGCCAAGCCAGGCCGUCGCAGCACAAAAUUCCAGCAUGGCUAUGCUUUCUGAAUUGGAAAAGAAAGGACAGUGGAAUCUUACCCAGAGAGCCAUCGCUCUUCGUUUGUCCAGCAGGCGGGAGAGACUCCGCAAGGCUAGAGCGUUACUUGAUGAUGGAUCUAUUGAGGCCACCUUUGAGAUUUCAGAACCCAGUCCAGGUGUCUAUAUCUCCCACGCUGUUUUUCGAGUGCCAGUCAAUGAUAAACUGGAGAGGCAUAUUCAAACAUCUGGAUCCACACCACGUGAAGCAAAGCUGAUGGCUAUAUUGCGUUAUGUUUCGCAUCUGGAGCUGGUACAUCAGAAGGACUAUUUUGCUCUACUGUUGCAGACUGCCGCAGAUAGACGCGCAAGGCAAGCUUUACAAGAUUUAAUCGAAUCAUCUGAAAGAAAAUCAGUUUCCAAUGAUGACCUUCAAGCUCUUGGUCAGAUGUGGGAUCAGAAAUGCUUCCGAAUCGACCUCCAAGAGACCAAGUCGUCCUGUACGGCCUCACUCGUGUUGCUUCAAAAGAGAUACAUCCGUCCGAGUCGGCGGUCAAGAAGUAUCAUUUCCUCUGCCAGUUUUAAUGGUCGUAAUAUGCGUCAAAAUCUUGAAAAGGCAAUCCUUGGUCUGAUUCCACGUCUAAAGGAGAAAUCGGGCCUGUGGGCCAUACUUCAGGAUCGUGCAUCGGAAUCUCAGCUCUCCAUAACAGACAAUCUGCUUCAGGAGAUACAAUCGGCGCGGGAUGAUCUGCUUAAAGCAAUUGAAAAUCUCCCGAAUGUUGCGGCGAGCGAAGAAUUACCCCAGGGUUAUAAAAGAAGUAUUUGCAGCCCAGAGUAUGAACGAACCAGAUCCUCCCAACUCAAACUCGCUUUGCAAGAACGCGAGCGUGAUCGCAAGAAACGGAACCCUCAAGCUGAGUUGGAAAAAGACAAGCUCCCUGUCAGCAAGUUCAAAAAAGAGGUCUUGGAGCUAGUCAAUGGCAGCCUAUUCAGCGUUUUCGCUUCCAAAACUGGCUCUGGAAAAUCGACCCAGGUCCCUCAAAUUCUCCUGGAUGAUGCAGCUGCCAGGGGGAAAGGUGGGCAAUGCCGUGUCUUGUGUAUACAGCCACGGCGGGUAGCAGCCCAGCUCCUGGCCGAACGUGUUGCGAAAGAAAGGAAUGAAUCUGUUGGGCAGACCGUUGGGUGUAUCGUGAGGUUUCAUCACCGGGAUCCGUACCCUGCUGGUUCGAUCACGUAUUGCACUACAGGCAUUGCGUUGGCCAUGCUCGGAUCCCGAAGCAUGGAUUUCCUCGCAUACUCUCACAUCAUCCUCGAUGAAGCUCAUGUACGUGAUGUGGGCAUCGAUCUCCUGAUGAUACUUCUGAAGCGGGUUGUUGUUGAAUGCCAAUCGAAAGGGGUUCCCGUUCCCAAAAUUGUGAUCAUGAGCGCUACGAUAGACCUUGACCUUUUCACAUCCUAUUUCAGCGUCAAAGACUCAGAGGGGAGACUCAUCGCUGCUCCUUCUUUAUCUCUUCCUGGGAACGCAUACAACGUCAAAUUCCACUUCCUUGACGAUAUCCUCGAUAGCUUGACCACCACUUUUACGCCGGAAAAAUUGGGCGAGCUCAUGGAGUCAGACCAGGAAUCGACUCAGUGGUAUCUCAACGAUCAUUACAAAAGAUUUGAUAUGGGCCAUAUGAUAGAAGAGCCUGAUCUCGAGCAUGCCGCUCUUGCUGCAACAAUUCUCCAUAUCUUGUCUACCACAGAGUCUGGUGCCAUUUUGGUGUUUCUCCCAGGCAUUUCGAGCAUCCGAGCCCUCGAUACUUAUAUCCGGAGAGUUGCCGAACCCCUAGGAUUUGACUUAUCGAAUGAGGACCUGUUCAGGGUCAUCAUUGCGCAUGCCGAAUAUCCAUUGGAAAUGGCCAAGAUGCGUCUCCCCUAUCCAAAAGAAUGCAGGAGGAUAUUCCUAUCAACCGAUGUAACUGAGGCUUCGGUAACUAUUCCGGACGUCAAUUAUGUGAUAGACACCGCAAAACUUCACCGAAUCAUCCAUGACCCUGUUGGCGGGGUUUCUGAAAUGACUUGUAGUUGGAUCGGAAAGUCCAAUGCAACCCAACGAGCUGGCCGAGCUGGCAGAGUUCGCCCUGGAGAGUACUUUUUUCUUGGAACCAAACGACGCUUUGACACACUCCCAGCCUCCAUCUCCCCGGAAUUUAUACGGAGCGAUCUGCGAGCAAUAUGCCUGAAGGCAAAGGUCAUUGCCCCCGACAUUCCGAUUCCAGAGCUUCUUGCACAGAAUAUUGACCCCCCGGACCCUGUUGAUGUGAAUGCCUCCAUUGAGUCACUGAGGCUCCUCAAGGCGUUGGACAAGGACUCGGAACUCACACCUCUGGGGGGGGCUUCUCUCUCAAAUCCCACGUCACCCACAGCUGAGGAGUGGGGAGCAUUCGACGAUCGCACAGGCUUUCUAGGCACUCCCGAAAGUGACCAUAUUAGCAUGAUCAAGACGUUCGACAUGCUUAGAAAAUUGGUACAUGAAAAAGGCAUUCCAGCGGCCUUGCGUUGCGCCACAGAGAAUGGAUUGAAUGUCCCGAACCUGAGGACGGAUUUCUCGCUGGCGCAUCAAAUUCUUGACCAUUUGGCCAAGAUGGAUAUCAUCCCAAAGUCUGCUGCCUCACCAGCUGCUUCGGCAAAGAACAAAAUCUUCGGUGGACCAGAAUUGAAUACCAACUCCAAUAAUGAAGCCCUCAUCAAAGCUCUGCUGCUACAUUGCCUCCCGCGGAUUGCCAGACCACACUCAACCAGCCAAAGAUUCCGGACCAAAAACCAAACCGACCUUCGCUUCCCUGUUAGGCUCGCUAGUGUGAAAAAUCACUUGAAGCAAGUAAUUCACCGCCGACAAUUUGCCAUUUUCACGUCCUUGUUCCAAUCGCCUGAUGGCUUGCUCCAACCGAAGAACAUCUCUUUCGUGACACCGUUGAUGGCAUGUCUUUUUGGAAGUAGGCUCGAUUGGAGCCAGAACAGGUUGAGGAUUGAUUCGUGGCUUCCAAUCCGCCUUCGACUUGCGGGAACGUCAGUCUCAGAGGAGGAGGCUGCUCAUGCGAUCACCAGCUUUCGGGAAACUAUCGACAUGGCUCUUGACGCUGCAUUAAGCACCUUCAGCCCUGAGUUGGCGUUCGAAACAGAAGAUCAGCGCAAACAGUUCAUUCACCAGCGCUCUCAGCUCUUGGAGAGCUUCCGGAAUGCCGUCUGCCGCGUCAUCGAUGCUGACACCCAUCGAAUAACUUCUUUCCGACCUCCAGUGAAGUCUCAUCCAGCUCCCAACAGAGAAGCAGACCCGGUCACCGCGAUUGAAGCUUGA
Molecule: messenger RNA, 3912 nt
Organism: Penicillium chermesinum
Lineage: Eukaryota; Fungi; Ascomycota; Eurotiomycetes; Eurotiales; Aspergillaceae
Exons: 8
Coding region: 1-3912 (1303 amino acids)
Cellular component (GO): intracellular anatomical structure
Molecular function (GO): ATP binding; RNA binding
Source: RefSeq, a predicted model, not a curated record